AUGGUCAGCGCUCGGGCUCUCCUCCUCGCGGCCACCUGUUGCUGCGCAUACCUGUGGCUCGCGCACGCAGAAGACUCCUCAAUGGAGACGCGCUCGUUGGAUUUUCCCCUGAAAAGCCAGCAGGAGAAAGAGCUGAUCGACGCGUUGCAGGAAGUUUUGGAGAAGCUGAGGAGCAAAGAGAUGCCCUUAGAGAAAAAACUUGGCUGGCUGCCUUCGUGUGACGCCGGGGAGCCGUGCGCCGUGCGUAAAGGCGCGCGUAUUGGCACGCUGUGCAGCUGUCCCCGGGGUACUUCCUGCAACUUUUAUGUUCUCAAAUGUUUGUGA
This is a messenger RNA of Cyclopterus lumpus (lumpfish), 324 nucleotides long. RefSeq names its product cocaine- and amphetamine-regulated transcript protein-like. Gene Ontology annotation, molecular function: neuropeptide hormone activity. Lineage: Eukaryota; Metazoa; Chordata; Actinopteri; Perciformes; Cyclopteridae. The coding region runs from base 1 to 324 and encodes 107 amino acids. The record is from RefSeq and is a predicted model, not a curated record. Gene Ontology annotation, biological process: cellular response to starvation; negative regulation of appetite; positive regulation of MAPK cascade. The transcript is spliced from 3 exons.